AUGGAGUCGACCAAUGAGAGCGAGGAGCACGGGGACCAGGCGGUUCCUGAUGAGGACGAGGAGGAGCGGAGCGUCAGAGGAGUCCAGUCCCACUACCUCCGCUGCCCCUCCCCCAGUUUCUCCAUGAUGUCCGACUCCAGGUUCUCGGCCAUCUCCGGCUCGGACGCUGCGAGCAUCUUCAUGGAGCCCAUCCACCUGUCGUCGGCCAUCGCUGCCAAGCAGAUCAUCAACGAGGAGCUGCCCCCUCGUGGCGUCCGCACCGAGUCCGUCCCCGAGUCCAUGCUGGAGACGGCCGAGCAGCUGAUGGUGGAGGACCUUUACAACCGGGUCAAGGACAUGAUCGACGACCGCAGCCCCUACAACACGCCCUGCGUGCUGGACAUCCAGAGGGCCAUGGUCGGGGACCGCCUGGAGGCGCCGGUCAACCAGGUGGACGAGGUGUGGCCCAACGUCUUCAUCGCCGAGAAAUCCGUUGCAGUGAACAAAGCUCGUCUGAAGCGAAUGGGCAUCACCCACAUCCUGAACACGGCCCACGGCACCGGCGUCUACACCGGAGACACCUUCUACACCGGCAUGAACAUCCAGUACAUGGGCAUCGAGGUGGACGACUUCCCCGACGCAGACAUCUCGGUGCACUUCAGACCGACCGCAGAGUUCCUGGACGAGGCCCUGCUGACGCACAAAGGAAAGGUUCUGGUUGUUUCCAUGAUGGGCGCCAGUCGCCCUGCCGUCCUGGUGGCGUCCUACCUGAUGAUAUUCCAUCACAUGAGCAUCAUGGAGGCCCUGAUGUCCAUCAGGAAGAAACGCCCCAUCAACCCCAACGAAGGCUUCCUGAAGCAGCUGCGAGAGCUGAACGAGAACCUGAUGGAGGAGCGCGACGACGACGAUGACACGCUCAGCCAAUGCUCUGUGGUCGACGCCCACACCCGGAAUCACCUCUUCGGCGACGGGGGGGACGAUGACGACUACGAUACGGAUAAGGAAGAGGAGCAGAGUAUGAUCCAGGUGAAAGCCAACUCCAUCAUGAUGGAGGAGGAGGAGGACGGAGAGAGUGUGAUGAGCAGCGUCGCUUCGUCUUCCGCCGCCGCCGCCCUCAGGAGUGGACUGAUCGGGACACAGACUGGUCCGGACAGCCAGGGAUCAACCUCCGAGGGGAUCGUCCUCCCCGAGCAGGACGCCGAUGAAGACGAGGACGAAGAUGGCCUCGACGGUAUGAUCCGCGAGUGGCAGCGGAGAAACGACAAGUAUCAAAGUGAGGAUUGGUUGGAGGCGCAGCUGAACAGCGAGUGUGAAGAUGGAGAAUCUCUUCUAGGAGGCCUGAAGAGGACGAAGGACGGAGCAGACGCCGAUGUGGACAGCGUCACCAGUGAGGACGUACGAGCGGUGAAAGAGCGGCUGAAGCGCCGCGGCCGUCGCCCGCCUUCUGACGCCAUGUCCACCUCCAGCAGCAUGAGUUACUCUGAUCUCUGGAAUCAGAGGCUGAGAGAAAUCGAGGAACAAGCCGCCACUCGUUACCGCAAGAGAGAGGAGGACGAAAGCAGCGAGAGCACCGCCACAGAGGGAGGAGGAGGAGGAGGGAAGACGAAGAUUGACAACGAAGUGCAGAGCAUCCUCUCCGACUCCAGCUCCAUGUACAACUUCUGCCACAACAACAAGGAGAAGCUGACGCCUCUGGAGCGUUGGCGCGUCAAGAGGAUCCAGUUCGGCUGGAACAAGAAAGAUCACGAGGAUGGAGAGAAGAGUUCGGUCGGAGGCGGAGAAAACGGCGAGGGAGAGGUGAAGACCCCGUCUUUCCAAGACGUCAACCUGACGGCGUAUCAGGCGUGGAAGCUGAGGCAGCAGAAGCGUCUUGGCGAGGAGAACACGGAUGAGAUUCUGGAGAUGAGUCGAGGUGAGGACUCUGCCACGAUCAAACGGAGGCAGAGACGGGAGGAGAUCCUGGAGCGUUCGAAGAAGACGUUAGAAGAGAGUCAGUCCAUGUGUGGCUGGGAGACGGAGAGCUGCGUCAGCGGAGGUACGAUUCCCCUGUCGGCCUUCUGGGCCGGAGCCGGCGUCACCGGCUCGCCCAGCGUCGCCAACGAUGACACCAUGUCCAUGCUCAGCGGCAGGUCGUCAGUCAUAUCCUCAGUCUCACAAGCUCGCAGCACAAGGUCGGCCCAGUCCGCAGGUGCUCUUCAUCCUCCUGUUCCCCCCAUCCUGCCAGUUCCCACCAUGCUGGGGCCGGGAGGUGAACCGAUGGUCAACCUGGCGAGCAUCCAGAACUGGAUCGCCAACGUCGUAUCUGAAACGAUCCAACAGAAGCAGAAUGAGAUGAGCCUGCCGCCUCCAUCCCGAGCAGGAUCGGAGUUCGGCUUUGGACAAGGUGCAGGGAGUGUGAUCUCCGGCCGUGGACGCGAUGAUGACAAGGCGUCCUUGUUGAGCGGCGCGCCCUACUCCAGCUCUCUGUACCAGGGUCGUGGCAAGGCGGCGGCGUCGGUGCUCUCAGGUGGCGGGUCGAGCAGCAUCUCAGGUCUCAGCGGUAGAGGUUCGGCAUUCAGCUCAACCCUCGGCUCCAACCUGGGCUCAAAGAAAAACAAGAUCACCACCACCAGCGUCCCACUCUACAGCCUCUUCCAGGACCAGGUCGACCUGGGGAAACUGGACGCCAUGGACAAGGAGAUCAAGUCUGAGAUGAGGGGCAAGAUGGCGACCUACGAGAAGAAGAAGAUCCUGGAGGACAACAGGCGCAGCACUUUGUACAAGAAGAAGAAACCAAAGGAGGAUGAAGAUGAGGAAGAGGAGAGUAAGAGGAGGGAGGAGGAGUUCCUGGAGGAGGCAAAGAAACCGGAGAAACCUACGAGGACGUACGGUUUGUCUGGAUGUCUGAAUCUCAAGACGGCUCUGGAGAAAGAUAAGAACACCAGCAUCGACGACUGGCUGAAAAGCGUCCGACCUCCUCCUGGGAAAACGGCGUCAGUAGCAGAAGCUGGUCCGUCGGAGGAUCCGUACGACGACCUGGACGCCUCCGCCUCUGAGUUUGAAUUCUCGAGCCGCAGGGCGUCCUACGCUGUUGACGAGGAAGACGAGGAGACGUACAGCUCCAGAUACAGAUCCAGGUUACGCGCCGACCUGUCGAGCGAAGACACAGAAUUCUCCUGCAACGGUUACAGCCAGCGCCGGGCGGGGGGGUCGUACAGGGACGAGAGCGCCGAGGGGACGGAGAGCUACGCCGACCUUUCCACCAAAAGGAAGUUCGGGCACCGUUCUGAACUUGAGAGCAGCGUGACCGAAGCGAGGACCAGUAGAAGAGUGCAAGCCAAGGACACUGCUGGUGAAGAGGAGGAGGACGAUAUCGCCACCUUCAUCGCUCAAACCAGGCAAAGGGUCCGAGCCCGAGCGGCCGCGGAGGCCGAGGACGACGAGGUGCUCGUGGCUUGGCGAGCGCAGCAGGAAGCCAAGUCACAAAGUCGGAGGGACUCAUGAAAUAAAUAAAAAUGGACGACACGACAGUGAAGCCGAAGCUCGAGGAUCAAGAUGGCGCUGCCCGGAACUGGGAUAUGUGUAGAUGCAUCGUCCAUCUUGUUUUCUCCAGUCCAUCCAACAUCUUUCAUUGACUCAAAAUGUUUUAAAAGUGUGAAAUUAUCUAAAAACUAACUUUAGGAAAGAGUUGAAGAACUUGAAAUGUUCUAGAAACCUCCGUAGAGCAGAACUAAUUCACAUCCGUAACAAACAUGAGCACCUUUACCUUUUGAUCAUGCAUCAAAAUGUUGUUUAAAAUAAUGUCCAGAGCCUGUUUUAUUAAUAAUAACUGAACAUAGAAAAUCCUGUUUGUAAUGUUACAUUAUUUUAUUAUUGAAAUAAAUAUUCAGAUAAAUGUC
Pleuronectes platessa (European plaice) is the source of this 3857-nucleotide messenger RNA. RefSeq names its product dual specificity phosphatase 27 (gene styxl2). Gene Ontology annotation, biological process: negative regulation of MAPK cascade; protein dephosphorylation. Gene Ontology annotation, cellular component: cytoplasm. Gene Ontology annotation, molecular function: MAP kinase phosphatase activity; protein tyrosine/serine/threonine phosphatase activity. Lineage: Eukaryota; Metazoa; Chordata; Actinopteri; Pleuronectiformes; Pleuronectidae. The record is from RefSeq and is a predicted model, not a curated record. The transcript has 5 exons. The coding region runs from base 1 to 3462 and encodes 1153 amino acids.